UUAGUUGCUUCCUCCGCAGUUUUGUCUGCAGCUUCAUUUCCUAGCACUCCUGUGUGACCUUUGACCCAAUUAAUUUUCAAGUUAUGCUUUACUAUAAAUUGACCUUCAGGUAAACUUUACAGCGACUGCUGGUGCCUUCAAUGAGAUGACCUACCAGCGCAGAUGCUUGCCUAGCGCAGAUGACCAUUCCUCUACUAGAGGAGUUUCCAAGUAUCUGGCUGGAGGAGGCAAAUGUGCAGAGACAGUACGCCGUCUUUAAAGAUGUGCAGGUGGGUGUGAUAUCUCAUUGACAUUCAAGCCCCAAAUCAUAAUGCUGCCACCUCUGAAUGCACGAUGUUCGAUGAUAUCCUGGGCCUGUUACCAGUGGCUUGUUCUCUUCAGCCUCUAUAUGCUUAUCAUCUUAUUGCAGGGCAAAUCUGGACUUGCAUGAACUGGGCAUUGCAUGAACCUGACAGAGUCCAAAUGAGAUGUUGAGGACACCAGUUUAAUCUUGCUCGUCUGGACUGGAUGCUUAGUGGAACACCAAAUACUUAGUAUUUGAGUGCAUAGUUCACUUGGUACAUGAGUGCAUAGUUUGACUUCUUUGGAAUUGUUAUUCAAGAAAUUAAUGAAUGAUCAAUGCUGAAGAAAAUAUCUUUGAUUGUUUGUCGUACUUCAGUGCUUCCGACAACUGGCCAACACUCGCGAUAUCUCAUUCGUGUUCUUUCACCCAUAGUAUCAAGAAUAUCGUCAAAAAUUAUCUUACCAAAGUUAUAAAUACUUCGUAUUUAAAUCAACCUCUUCAAACCUUUCAGAGUGAUGACGUCUUCAAUGACUGGCGAAUUAACAUAUGUUUGGAUAGUGAAUGGAGAUGGCUGUAACAUAAGAUAUUCGCAUAUAUUGCCAGGUACAUUCGCAAUGAUUUUCAAACAUUCAAAUGUAUUCAAUUAUUUUUAGUUGUAGGUUACUAAAUUUUAUUCAAUUAUCGUUAAAAACUGGUUAAUGAAGUUUGUAAAUUCAAAAUUUAUUAAUUACGUUCAUUUAUUAAAUUCUUUUCUGCAUAAAUGAAUUUAUUAAUUACGUUCAUUUAUUAAAUUCUUUUCUGCAUAAAUGGCAUUGUUUGUUUUACAGAAUGCAUGAUUUUGAUGACAAUGGUAAAUUAGAUGGACUAGAAUUAGUAGCUGCUAUGACUCAUGCAAUGGAGCAUUCAGAUGACCACAAUUUGCCAUUCCAAGAAAAAGAAGCCAUUGUAGACAGUUUCUUCUCCUACGAUGACAAUAUGGAUGGUUUCAUAAGCUACCCAGAAUUGCGAAGGCAUCUUGCACCUUCUGAAGAACGCAAGCCCUAAGUGAACACUGAGGAA
Molecule: messenger RNA, 1342 nt
Organism: Stegodyphus dumicola
Lineage: Eukaryota; Metazoa; Arthropoda; Arachnida; Araneae; Eresidae
Product: longistatin-like
Molecular function (GO): calcium ion binding
Source: RefSeq, a predicted model, not a curated record